UGAAGCCGGCCUGAGCCAGACUGGUUAUAUAGGCGAAAAAUGAUGUCAAAGCACCUUCCUUUGCCAAUGGAACGAGAACCAGAAAGGGCUACAAGAAUUAAAUCUGCUGAAGAGAUCAAUGAGGAAACUGAUAGGCGCAAGGUUUUACGAUGACCCUGGCGACUCUCCAACGCCUGUUACAGGGACACCUAGGGACCACGAUGGGCAUGGUACUCAUGUUGCAGCCACGGCAGCAGGGAGUCCAGUGGCAGAUGCAUCUUAUUAUGGGUUAGCAGCAGGAACAGCCAAGGGUGGGUCUCCAGGGUCCAGGAUUGCAGUGUACCGUAUAUGCACGCCUUAUGGAUGUAGUGGAUCGGCUAUUAUGAAAGCAUUUGAUUAUGCCCUUGCGGAUGGGGUUGAUAUCAUAAACUUAUCAAUUGGUCAACCAGCUGGAGCAGAGUUCGAGUUUUCAAAAAAUCCUAUUGCCAUUGGAGCCUUCCAUGCUGUAGAGAAGGGCAUUCUUGUUGUCGCCUCUGCUGGAAAUGAUGGCCCUUUACGAGAAACUGUUGUGAAUGUUGUUCCUUGGAUUUUCACAGUUGCUGCUACAACUAUCGACAGAAACAUUGAGACACAUAUUCCCUUGGGCAGGAACAAGCUGAUUAAGCCGGACAUUGUAGCACCAGGGACUGCAAUACUUGCAGCUUGGCCAGCAAAUGACACAGAAGUGUCUCUGUCCGGCCAAGAACCACCACUAUUCAACAUCCUCUCAGGGACUUCCUUGUCUUGUCCUCAUGUUUCUGCAAUUGCUGCAACACUGAAGUCUCAAAAUCCCACCUGGAGUCCUUCAGCCAUCAGAUCAGCUAUAAUGACCACAGCUUUUCAGGAAAGCAACUUGAAGAGUGCAAUGUUAAUCAAUAGUGCAUACGGAAAGUACCUUGCCACGCCAUAUGACUUUGUUGAAGGAGUAGCAACUAUGUCUGGACCACUGAAACCAGGUUUGGUUUAUGAGACCGAGAUCACAGACUACCUGCAAUUCCUCUGCUCUACAGGCUAUAACAUAUCAACAAUAAAACUCAUCUCAAAUACACUUCCAAACAAUUUCUCAUGCCCCACCAACUCAAGUGCUGAAUCAGUCUCCAAUAUGAACUACCCGUCCAUAGCCGUUUCUAUAUCCACAGAAGAAGAAACCAGACCAGAACUCUAACUAACAUCAGUGAAGAAGAAGAAGCAGUAUAUACAGCUAUAAUAACAACACCAGAUGCAUUGAGAGUCCGAGUGACUCCAAAAACGUUGAAAUUUACAAGUCGAGUGAAGAAACUGAGCUAUCAAGUGACUUUCAAAGCUACAUCUUCAGAGAGAGAACUUUUUGGAUCAAUUACAUGGUCCAAGGGAGGUACAAGGUUCGAAGUCCAUUUGUUGUAACGUAACCUCUUAAUACCAAAUUGCUUGUAACUUUUUAUGCCAAUGGAUCCAUUAAAAAAGAAGUGUUCAUU
Molecule: messenger RNA, 1472 nt
Organism: Nicotiana attenuata
Lineage: Eukaryota; Viridiplantae; Streptophyta; Magnoliopsida; Solanales; Solanaceae
Product: CO(2)-response secreted protease-like
Exons: 4
Coding region: 119-1183 (354 amino acids)
Biological process (GO): proteolysis
Molecular function (GO): serine-type endopeptidase activity
Source: RefSeq, a predicted model, not a curated record